Brassica napus (rape) is the source of this 2176-nucleotide messenger RNA. RefSeq names its product cationic amino acid transporter 4, vacuolar. Gene Ontology annotation, cellular component: membrane. Gene Ontology annotation, molecular function: amino acid transmembrane transporter activity. NCBI's taxonomy places the organism in Eukaryota, Viridiplantae, Streptophyta, Magnoliopsida, Brassicales, Brassicaceae. The record is from RefSeq and is a predicted model, not a curated record. Gene Ontology annotation, biological process: amino acid transport; transmembrane transport. Bases 158 to 1969 code for a protein of 603 amino acids. The transcript has 15 exons.
CAGAAUAAUGAAUAUCUCUUACCAAUGAGAAUCUUGGUUCCAAUCUCAUAAAAGUUAGAAUCGUGCACGCCUCUCUAAGUAUCUCAUACAUUACAGACCCCAUCUUGAGUUAGAGAUCUUGUCCGAGGGAAAAGUGUUUUGUUGCUGUCUGGUUGAUAUGAACAGUGUUGUGAGAAGGAAACAAGUUGAUUCUGCUCAUCAUAUCAAAAAACACGAUGGAGAAGAUCAUCGUCAUCAGCUCGCCAAGAAAUUAACAGCUGUUGACCUUGUUGCUAUUGGAGUUGGAACAACAAUUGGAGCAGGAGUGUAUAUUCUAGUGGGAACAGUAGCUAGACAACACACAGGACCUGCUCUUGCUGUAUCAUUCUUCAUUGCUGGUGUAGCAGCUGCUCUCUCCGCUUGUUGCUAUGCUGAGCUUGCUUCUCGUUGUCCUUCUGCUGGCAGUGCUUAUCACUAUGCAUACAUAUGUCUUGGAGAAGGGAUUGCUUGGUUGGUUGGUUGGGCACUGGUGUUGGACUACACGAUUGGUGGAUCAGCCAUUGCACGUGGCAUAUCUCCAAAUCUGGCAUCUUUUUUUGGAGGGUCAGACAAACUUCCUGUGUUCUUAGCUAGACAAACUAUACCUGGACUUGGUAUUGUGGUUGAUCCAUGUGCAGCACUGUUGAUUAUGAUUGUUACAAUACUACUAUGCUUUGGUAUAAAGGAGAGCUCAUUAGUACAAGCAAUUGUAACAUCAGUGAAUGUAUGCACCUUGGUUUUCAUCAUAGUAGUUGGUGGAUAUUUAGCUUUUAAGACUGGCUGGGUUGGAUAUGAUCUUCCUGAUGGAUAUUUUCCUUUUGGAUUAAAUGGGAUUCUUGCUGGAUCUGCUGUAGUAUUCUUCUCAUACAUUGGGUUUGAUACUGUAACAAGCACAGCUGAGGAGGUUAAAAAUCCUCAAAGAGAUCUUCCGUUGGGGAUUGGGAUUGCAUUACUGAUAUGCUGCAUUUUGUAUAUGCUUUUAUCAGUAGUUAUUGUCGGAUUGGUCCCUUACUAUACACUGGAUCCUGAUACUCCUAUCUCCUCUGCAUUUGGAGACAGUGGGAUGCAAUGGGCAGCGUACAUCUUAACUACGGGGGCUAUAACUGCUCUGUGUGCGAGUUUGUUGGGUUCGCUUCUGGCUCAGCCGAGGAUCUUCAUGGCAAUGGCUAGGGAUGGAUUGUUGCCAGCGUUCUUUGCAGAAAUUAACCCACGAACACAUGUACCGGUGAAAAACACAAUAGUAAUUGGUGUGCUGGCUGCUUCACUAGCAUUUUUUAUGGAUGUUUCACAGUUGUCUGAGAUGGUUAGUGUAGGCACUCUGAUGGCAUUCACUGCCGUAGCAGCUUGUGUGUUAGUCCUCAGAUAUGUACCACCUGAUGGAGUUCCCUUACCAUCCUCCUCUCAAACUUGGACUGAUAGCGUUGAAAGUAGAGUGCAACCUGAAAAUGUUCUUGAAGAUGCUAUAGAAUCUUCUGAUUCUCCUCUUCUUGGUGAUGAAACAGCUCAAGAUGAAAAGUAUUUUGGAAAGAGAAGAAAAAUUGCUGCAUGGAGUAUAGCUCUUGUGUGCAUAGGUGUCUUAGGCCUUGCUUCAGGAGCUUCUGCUGAGCGUCUUCCAAGUUUCCCUCGGUUCACUAUGUGUGGUGUGAGUGCAACCGUUUUACUUGGCAGUUUGAUUACUCUUGGUUGCAUUGAUGAGGAUGACGAAAGGCACAACUUUGGACACCAAGGAGGGUUUCUCUGCCCAUUCGUCCCCUAUCUACCUGUUCUCUGUAUUUUGAUCAACACCUACUUGAUCAUCAACAUUGGAGCUGGGACAUGGAUCAGGGUGUUGAUAUGGCUGCUUAUUGGAAGCAUGAUUUAUCUAUUCUAUGGAAGGUCACACAGCUUACUGAACAAUGCAGGCUACGUUCCAACGACUUGUACAUGGGAAACAACAGAUCGCCUUGUUUGAGAUGGGUGGUUCAUAGAAAAGUUGAAGGCGUUGGAAGCUCAAGCUUUGUUGCAGCAUUUUAAAGAGAUGGCAGAAGAGUAAAAACACAUGCCAAUGUAUACAACAUUCAUGUACAUUGUUUAGUUAUUCAAUAUGUUUGUUCCUUAUCUUGUCAUUGAUUAAAGCAACGUUAAGAAUGUCCAGAAACGUCAAUUAGCUUCUAGACCA